UUUUUGUUUGUAUGAUUGCUGAAAAACAAAGACAACCCUAUUAGUUUGGAAAAUAAAGUCAAGUCUAUGUGUUGAAAGAUAGUUUGGUUGACUAGUAACUAGUAAGUAGCCAUUUGGCGCCAAUGAGGUGAGAUAGCUAGCUUGUGUUGAUGCAUGUACGUUUGAUCAAGGCUACCUAGUUGCAGCAGUUGGAACUAGUACUACUCCCUCCAUUCCUAAAUAUUUUUCUUUCUAGAGAUUUCAACAAGUGACUACAUACCAAGCAAAAUGAGUGAAUCUACACUCUAAAAUAUGUCUAUAUAAAUACGUAUGUGGUAGUCCAUUUGAAAUCUCUAAAAGACAAAUAUUUAGGAAUGGAGGGAGUAGUACAUAACAGAAGAGACACUGUGUCAGCAUGUGCAAUUAGGAUUGGGAUGUAUACUUCAUACUAUUGUAUAACUUAACUAGUUCUCCCUGCCAGACAACUAAUUUACAUUGAAGAGGUCCUCCAUUCAUGUAGUACGUACAUUCCUUGUUCUUUUUUCCUUCAGUUUUGGUCUGUAGAUGUACUUGUAAGUUUUUUCAUCUCGAUUUUGCUUUUCUUUUCAGUAUUUUGUACUCUCUCUGUCUCAAAAUAAUGUCUCAACUUUGUACUAACAUUAGUACAAAGUUAUACUAACCUUGAGACACUUAUUUUAGGACGGAGGGAUUAUUUCUGUAAUAUUUAGCUCCUGUUCCUAAAGAUGUGCAUCCACUGGCAUGUUAACAUCAUGUCUUGUGUGUUCUUUCUCAAUGAUGUAGAGCAGGGUAGAGCAGGGGUUCUUACUUAUUGUUCUUAUACACGCUAUGUUAUCAUGCAGGUGGCAGUUGGGACUAUCUGAAGAGCAAUAAUGUAAUGCUUUUGAGCUGAGGUACAUGAAGUCGUAUUUGAAAGCGGACGAGAUGAUGUUUGUCAACACGAAACUGAAAAGGGGAUGUGUGGCAGUAGCAAAAAAAGGAAAAUGAUUGAUCUCAUUGAGUUGCCUCCCGAUCUCAAUGAGAUUCCUCAUGAUAUGGAUCAGCAGCAACCCGGCGUACCACUAGGAGCUAGUGCUGAUUAUGGGAGAGAAAAUGAGCACUCUGUUUACUACACACAGACAAGUCGUGGGCCUAACCCUAUGGGCCAUGACAAUGUGGCAGGGCAGUCAUCAACCUGUGGUGCCCCUGUAGUGGUGUCUUUGCAGUCAGAGAGCCAUACUCUUGAUGACACGGGCAGUGCGGCAAAUGUUCCUGGUCCAACUAGGACUAAGCUAGGAGCAGGUGCUGUUGACGGUGAUGUGCAAGGAGAAGAAGGAGAGGAUGAGGCUGGUUCUCAACCCAUGGAACCCUAUGUUGGCAUGAGGUUUGACAACCUUCAAAUUGCUAAGGAUCACUACAACAGCUACGCCCUAUGGAUGGGUUUCUCUGUCAAGAUGAACACCUCUAGGCGGACAACUCUCACCAAUGUAUUGGUAAAACAACAAUUUUGUUGCAACAAGUACAAGAAGACCAAAGCUAAUGAUGGAGGAGUUGAGGCUCCUCCUAUCCUGGACCCCAUACCAGAUCCAAAACCUGUUGAUAGUGAUGAGGAAAUGGAAGAUGAACCUCCAAUCUUUGCUGAAGAGGAGGCUGGUCCUAGUAAGAAAAAUAAGAAUUGGAAACACGAGACAAUAAAGUAGACUCAAUGCAAGGCAACAAUGUUGGUGAAGUUGCUAGAUGGGCGAUGGGAGGUGACACACUUUGUUCGUGACCACGAUCAUCCGCUGGUGAACAAACCUUUGUUGUCCAAAUACUUGUGAUCACACCAAGGCAUCUCUCCUAAUAAAAAGGUGUUUUUAUGCAUCUUGUAUAACUG
Messenger RNA from Triticum aestivum (bread wheat), 1852 nucleotides. RefSeq lists its product as uncharacterized. The record is from RefSeq and is a predicted model, not a curated record. The coding region runs from base 954 to 1676 and encodes 240 amino acids. The transcript is spliced from 2 exons. NCBI's taxonomy places the organism in Eukaryota, Viridiplantae, Streptophyta, Magnoliopsida, Poales, Poaceae.